Molecule: messenger RNA, 1479 nt
Organism: Anopheles stephensi (Asian malaria mosquito)
Lineage: Eukaryota; Metazoa; Arthropoda; Insecta; Diptera; Culicidae
Product: acetylcholine receptor subunit delta-like
Exons: 8
Coding region: 151-1416 (421 amino acids)
Biological process (GO): regulation of membrane potential; signal transduction; monoatomic ion transmembrane transport
Cellular component (GO): neuron projection; synapse; membrane
Molecular function (GO): transmembrane signaling receptor activity; extracellular ligand-gated monoatomic ion channel activity; neurotransmitter receptor activity
Source: RefSeq, a predicted model, not a curated record
GUACCGAUCAAUCCAUAGCGUCGUAUGCUAUAAAACUCCAGGCAUAGCGAAAGUAUCACUACUGACUAGUCUAGUAUACUCACAGCGCCUAAGAGGAGUAGUGUGAAUGAGUUAAUAAGUUGCAAAAAGCCAUUAUUUAUCCUAUUAAGUAUGGAAAGUGUGAUCCUGAUACUUUGGAUAUUGCCACUCGUUUUCAUUCUGUCGAAGCCUGCAGCCUCUAUCACGUGCGGUAAAGCAACCACCAAUAAGGAACUUUUGCUCAAACAACACCUGCUCUGCAACGGGUACGAUGCUAAGAUACGACCAGCGAAGAGUGAAUUCGACUCGAUCAACAUUACCAUGACGACUUCUGUGUAUGAUUUUGAUGUCUACUUAUACUCAGGCACGAUGGAUCUACACAUGAACUACUGGAUUAGCUGGAAUGAUCCUGCGUUACAGUGGAACGCAUCUGACUGGUCCAACAUUACUGAGUUGCAUCUCAAGCACGACGAAAUUUGGUUUCCCCAUUUCGAGCAUAUUGACUCCGAUUAUGAAGGCAAACCGUCCACGUCCUGCGCUAAUCCGCACUGUAAGUUGCAGGAUUCUGGAAAAUUAAUAUGCCAGCCCGUUUGUACCGUUACGACCGCAUGUACGCCAGACUAUUUGCGUUGGCCUUACCACACACUGGAAUGUCGGAUGUGGUUCUCGAACCACGAUGAGGAGCUGAUAGACGAAAUUAAUUAUGUUUUGAAGACGCAAUACAUCGCUACGAAUGGUAACAAUGCAAAUGGCGAGUGGUGUAUGACAAGGCAAUCAACCAACGAAACAAUGUUAAACGUUCCGGGAGCUACCAAACGAUCGGUCUGGUUGUGGGAAUUUGGUUUAAACCACACUCCGCAUACUGCGCUGGCUACGAUAUACUUUCCAACAUUCGUGAUCGUAAUAUUGAAUAUGUUCAUCUGCUGGAUGCCGUCUCUUGCGAGUGAAAAGACGAAGAUGCUCUUGUUAUCUUUGGUGUGCCACUCACGGCUUCUUCCUGACACGCUUCACAGAUUCGACGAUCUGCCAACCACCGUGGUAUUUAUACUCGCAUCAAUGGCAUUAACUGUGGUGUUGUUUACGAUCACACUGAUGCUUCGCUGGCUCAACGAUCUGCAUGUAACUCCACCAAGAACGAUCAUGCGUUGGAUAAAGCACCUUACCAGCAUGCGUGCGGUCGAUUGGUUCCUCCGGACAGAGUAUCUUAGCCUUGGACACAAACCUGUUGCAACUACCAACUAUGUUGAGCUUAGGGAUUGGCCAACGAUUGUGAAGCUCGCCGAUCGUUGCGUAUUAGUGCUGUAUGGAUUCUUUUAUCUACUGCUCUUUUGGAUGUACAUUCCAUUGCAGCAUGUUGAGAAUAAUUCAAACAAACCUUUUGGCCUUUGUUCUAGUUAAAAACGGACUAACAGAAUCGUUAUAACAAAACAAAUAAAAAAGAAAGGGUUAUCUAAUUUGUGA